This is a messenger RNA of Labeo rohita (rohu), 1758 nucleotides long. RefSeq lists its product as uncharacterized. The record is from RefSeq and is a predicted model, not a curated record. Lineage: Eukaryota; Metazoa; Chordata; Actinopteri; Cypriniformes; Cyprinidae. The transcript has 7 exons. The coding region runs from base 140 to 949 and encodes 269 amino acids.
CGCAAUGGACUAUCAGCUUCCGUUUUUACUUUUAUACACUGCCGUAUAUAGGAUAGAAAUAAUGGCCGUAACUUCUAAUUUUAUCCUCCGUAAACCGACUAAAAUGACAUUACAGCUUGUCGGACAUCUGUAAGUGGAGAUGAAGCCUUACACCGGCGUCGUUAGACCUAAAGUGAUGUCACUGCCAACUGAAGCUCCUUUGAUAAUACAAGACAUUACAGACGGGCGACCCGGUUAUCCUUCAAACUACAUGUCUAGUCCUCCAAUGUCUGGAUGUUCCACGGCUGCCGAAUCCAGGCUGAAUGUUUUCUCAGGAAGACAGAAAUACCCAUGCAGUCCGAGCGAUUCAAGGAAUCUAAAACCUCACGGUGUCAUCUCUAUUACUGAAGGGCCUCUGCUGCCAUUUUUAGUCCAAAAUCGCUCAGCAGUCACCAAACAUACCUUACAAAACAAUGUGCCUGACAGUGAUAUUUCUGGCCGUCAUUUCUUAUUUGAUAAACGAUGGAGAAAUGGAACUUACAUCACCAAUGGUGUUGAAGAUGAUGUUCUGAUGAACCAAAAUCCUACAAAUCCACUCUCUCAGGAGUUCCAUGUUUAUCGUUCUCAUAAUCUAACCAGAUUCGCCCACCGCAAAGAACUCUGCCCUCGCAACCCAAGACCACUUAUUUGCGGGUCUGAUUAUCUGACCUCAUUUCCAUCAGUUCUGUUACCAGCCACCACUCCAUCUGUCAGCGGACGACUCUGUUUAUUACAAAAUUAUAAAAACAGGAUGAAAAACAGAGCACGCAAUCUCUUCUCUGAUGGUGCUAACAACAAAACCUGUGGGCCGGUAAUUGUUUUUCAGCCCCGUCGUACCCUGAUCCACACCUGGGUGCCUCGGCCUCUUUUGUUCAGAGGCUCACAGAGAUUUCCUCUCUGGAAGCAGAGACAGUCCGGCAGGAGAGAAUGAAGAGGCUGAAAAAGAUCAAUAGGCAGGACUCUUAAUCGGAGUUCAUUAGCCAAAGAGGAAACACUUGACUCCUAAAAUCACAACUGUGCCAAGAUGGAGUAAAUAAAGUCGAGGAGGAAAAACUUGUGAGGUACAGAGUGUUGUAGAGCAGCCACUAUAUUACAGCUGAAAUAAAAUUAAAAUAAUGACUAUAGCAACAACCAGGUAAAUACUAUCAGGUAUUGUUGAAUUUAAAAUCAAAUUUACCUGAAAGUGAAUCGUGUAUUGGCCAAGAAUAACUGCCUUAACAUUGCCUUAAACUACAGUGAUGAUAAAAUUAUAGAAUUUAUAUACGUUUUCUUUGCAUAUAUGAAAAAAACUUUAUGCUUUGUUUAUUGCCUGGAUAUGGAUAUGAUCUUAUCCAAAAAACAUAUUUUUGUCAAUGAAACAAAUUGCUUGUCUAAAAGUUAAGAACUGCACUAUUAAAUAAUAUGAAACUCUAGGUGUAUUAUAUUUUUAAUUGAUAGUUUUGAUAGUCUUGUAUGUAUCAGCCAAUAGCAAUCACACACAAAUGGCUAGUGUAAGUUUUAGCUGAUAGCAUACUGUACAUUACAGAUAGAUCAGUAGUGUAAUGCAGGUGGGAGGCUGCAUCUUUGUGCAGGCUGUCCUGGAGAGCGUGGGAGAGCUCCAUUCUACACCAAAGUGUCUUUUGUUGAAAGGAAAAGGGCCAGGUUGAUUCGGUUCAAGACUACACUGGCACAUUCUGGGCAGAGAGAAGAGAGAUAAUGUCUUUUUGGCUUCACUACUUCAUUACAGGAACCACCUGCAAA